AUGUCCAUUGUCUGUCCUACUAAUGAUAUCAGCGAGCUGGCUGAAAAGCUUGAGGUGUGUGAGAUGUUUAUGACGAGGUUGCAUCAACAAUUUGAAAGCUAUAAAGAGCAAGUAAGAAAGAUAGGGGAAGAAGCCCGCCGUUACCAGGGAGAGCACAAGGAUGAUGCUCCAACAUGUGGAAUCUGUCAUAAAACAAAGUUUGCAGAUGGUUGUGGCCAUUUAUGCUCUUAUUGCCGGACGAAGUUUUGUGCUCGAUGUGGAGGUCGUGUCUCUCUGCGAUCAAACAAUGAGGACAAAGUGUACAGGAAUACUGUUCCUACUCAUUGUGGAUCACAUUCAACAGUACCUGUAAGAGUUAUGUGGGUAUGCAAUUUAUGUCGAAAGCAACAAGAAAUCCUAACAAAAUCCGGAGCAUGGUUUUUUGGAAGUGGACCACAGCCCUCACCCAGCCAGGACGGAGCACUGAGUGAUACAGCGACUGGGGGAAGCUCGGAUGUGCCGAGAGAAAAGAAAGCAAGACUUCAAGAGCGAUCGAGAUCACAAACUCCCUUAAGUACAGCAACUGCCUCAUCACAGGACAUCUCCGCUUCCAGUGUGCAGUCCGACCGGAGGAAAGGAGCAGAAGUAUCACAGCCGGCUAUGGGCCUGGAUCAAAAGCAAGUUUCAUCAAGGUCUAGAAGUGAACCUCCAAGAGAAAGGAAGAAGACAAUAUUGGUUUCCGACCAGCAUGGCAAAGGUUUAAAGAGUGAGCGUAAGCGUGUGCCAAAAUCCUCACUUCAGAAAGAAGGACCAGCGGAUGACAGGGAGCGUAAAGAACGUCAUGAAGGUAGAAGGCUGGAGAAAGGCAGGUCACAGGACUACCCAGACUUGCCAGAGAAACUUGAGGAAGGUAAAGUGCCUGAUGAUGACAAACAAAGGAAGGAAGAUGAAUAUCAUACCCGUUACAGGAGUGACCCCAAUCUGGCAAGAUAUCCUGUAAAACCACAUCCUGAGGAACAGCAGAUGCGCAUGCAUGCAAAAGUUUCUAAAGCGCGGCACGAGAGAAGACACAGUGAUGUAGCUUUGCCACAUACAGAAAUGGAGGAAGCGGAGGUACCUGAGAAUAAAUUAGGAAAACGCUCACAAUUACAGGGAACUCAGGACAGAAAAUCUCUUGUGGAAACUCAGAGGUCAUACUCUAUAGACAGAACAGGUGAUGUAAGAAUUUCUGUUUCUAAACAAUUAACUAAUCAUAGCCCACCAACUCCCAGGCAUAGUCCAGUUCCUAUAGAACACGUAGAAUACAAGAACCACGAUUCCUUUAAAAAACAGAGCCGCCUUGAUCCUAGCUCUGCUAUUCUCAUGCGAAAAGCAAAGCGGGAGAAAAUGGAGACCAUGCUAAGGAAUGAUUCCCUUAGCUCUGACCAGUCGGAAUCAGUGCGGCCAUCGCCUCCAAAGCCUCAUAGAGCAAAAAGAGGCGGAAAGAAAAGGCAGAUGUCAGUUAGUAGCUCAGAGGAAGAAGGGGCAUCAACACCAGAAUAUACUAGCUGUGAAGAUGUGGAGAUAGAAAGUGAAAGUGUCAGUGAAAAAGGUGACUUGGAUUAUUACUGGCUGGAUCCUGCCACGUGGCACAGCAGGGAGACAUCCCCUAUUAGUUCGCAUCCAGUAACGUGGCAGCCUUCUAAAGAGGGCGAUCGCUUAAUUGGGCGUGUUAUUCUUAACAAAAGAACAACCAUGCCAAAAGAAUCAGGUGCAUUGUUGGGACUAAAAGUUGUUGGAGGAAAAAUGACAGAACUGGGACGACUCGGUGCCUUUAUUACCAAAGUGAAGAAAGGUAGCUUGGCUGAUGUGGUGGGGCAUCUCAGAGCAGGGGAUGAAGUUCUAGAAUGGAAUGGUAAACCCUUACCUGGAGCUACAAAUGAAGAAGUUUACAACAUUAUUUUAGAAUCAAAAUCAGAACCUCAAGUUGAAAUUAUUGUUUCAAGGCCUAUUGGUGAUAUUCCACGGAUUCCCGAGACUUCUCACCCCCCAUUAGAGUCUAGUUCAAGUUCUUUUGAAUCUCAGAAGAUGGAAAGGCCUUCUAUUUCUGUUAUAUCUCCAACCAGCCCUGGAGCCCUACGGGAUGCACCACAAGUCCUACCAGGGCAGCUUUCUGUUAAACUGUGGUACGACAAAGUGGGACAUCAGUUAAUAGUAAAUGUUCUUCAAGCAACAGAUUUGCCACCAAGAGUAGAUGGACGCCCCAGGAAUCCUUAUGUAAAAAUGUAUUUUCUUCCAGACAGAAGUGAUAAGAGUAAAAGGAGGACCAAAACAGUAAAGAAAAGUCUAGAGCCAAAAUGGAACCAAGCUUUUCUCUACUCACAUGUACAUCGUAGAGAUUUUAGAGAACGAAUGCUUGAAAUAACAGUAUGGGAUCAGCCAAGAGUACAAGAAGAAGAGAGUGAAUUUCUUGGAGAGAUUCUUAUAGAGCUGGAGACAGCACUUUUAGAUGAUGAACCACAUUGGUAUAAGCUACAGACACAUGAUGAAUCUUCACUACCUCUGCCUCAACCAUCACCUUUCAUGCCAAGAAGACAUGUUCAUGGUGGAGAAAGCGCUAGCAAAAAAUUACAAAGGUCUCGGCCAAUCAGUGAUAGUGACAUCUCAGAUUAUGAUGUUGAUGAUGGUAUUGGAGUUGUUCCUCCAGUAGGUUAUAGAUUUAGUGCUAGAGAAAGUAAAUCUACAACGCUAACUGUGCCAGAACAGCAAAGAACAACACAUCAUCGUUCACGAUCUGUAUCUCCUCACCGUGGCGACGAUCAGGGCAGGACCCGUUCACGUUUACCAAAUGUGCCAUUACAGAGGAGUUUAGAUGAAAUUCAUCAAAUGAGAAGAUCACGUUCUCCAACUAGACACCAUGAUGCCUCCAGAACUCCAGUUGAUUACAGAUCCAGAGACAUGGAUAGUCAGUAUUCGUCUGAUCAAGAAAGUGAGCUUCUUAUGCUGCCCAGAGCAAAACGAGGAAGAAGUGCAGAGUGCCUACAUACCAUCAGCUCAACUCUUCCUGCAUAUGCUAAGACCAAAUCAGUGAUUAGACAGGAUAUUUCACUUCUUCGUGAUUGCCUUAAUUCACGAAUACCGAAAUUUGGAGAUGACCUACGGGUUAGUGAACUACAGCCCUCCCUUGACAGGGCUAGGAGUGCUAGUACCACCUGCUUGAGACCAGAUACUAGUUUGCAUUCACCAGAACGAGAAAGGGGUAGAUGGUCCCCCUCCCUAGAGAGGAGACGACCUACUAGUCCCAGGAUUCAUAUCCAGCAUGCAUCUCCGGAGGAUGACAGGCAGUCCAGAAAAGUGGAAAGAUAUAGCAGCCAAAAACAAGCUAGGAAAGGCUCCACAACUGAAACAGAAAGGGGUCUGCCACCAUGUCUUUCUAGAAGGGGACUUCCAACCCCACGAACGACUGAACAACCAGUCAUUAGGGGAAAACAUCACGCUCGCUCAAGGUCGAGCGAGCACUCUAAUAUCAGACCCUUAUGCUCUGUACAUCACCUAGCGCCCGGAGGGUCGGCUCCACCUUCUCCACUUCUGACAAGAAUACACCAACAAGGAAGUCCCACCCAGUCUCCUCCUGCGGACACAUCCUUCAGCAGUCGCAGGGGAAGACAGCUACCACAAGUUCCAGUAAGAAGUGGCAGUAUAGAGCAAGAACAAGAGACUUUUAACUCUUCCACAAAAGCAAGCUUAGUAGUGGAGGAGCGAACGAGACAGAUGAAAAUGAAAGUGCACCGUUAUAAUCAGACAUCAGUGUCUGGUUCUAGCCAAGAACAUGAGCGUGAGCAAUAUACCAAGUAUAAUAUACAAACAGAUCAGUACAGAAGUUGUGAUAACGUCUCUGCCAAAUCAUCAGAUAGUGAUGUCAGUGAUGUGUCAGCCAUUUCCCGAACCAGCAGUGCCUCACGCCUCAGCAGCACAAGUUUUAUGUCAGAGCAAUCUGAACGCCCUUGGGGCAGAAUCAGUACAUUUACUAAAAUGCAAGGCAGACGGAUGGGGACUUCAGGGAGAAUCACUAAGAGCACAAGUGUGAGCGGAGAGAUGUAUAAGCUGGAGCACAAUGACGGGAGUCAGUCGGACACGGCUGUCGGCACGGUUGGAACAGGUGGGAAGAAAAGGCGUUCCAGCCUUAGUGCCAAAGUGGUUGCCAUAGUGUCUCGAAGGAGCAGAAGCACAUCUCAACUUAGCCAAACAGAGGCUGGCAACAAGAAGCUAAAGAGCACGAUACAGAGAAGCACAGAGACAGGAAUGGCAGCAGAGAUGAGAAGUCGUAUGGUUCGACAGCCAAGUCGAGAAUCCACUGAUGGCAGCAUAAAUAGUUAUAGCUCUGAGGGCAACUUAAUAUUUCCUGGAGUGCGGCUGGGCGCUGACAGUCAGUUUAGUGAUUUCCUCGAUGGACUUGGACCUGCACAGUUAGUAGGCCGACAAACGCUAGCAACCCCGGCCAUGGGGGACAUCCAGAUUGGAAUGGUGGAUAAGAAGGGCCAGUUAGAAGUAGAAGUCAUUAGAGCCCGCGGCCUCACACAGAAACCUGGCUCCAAAUCUACCCCAGCUCCGUAUGUCAAAGUGUAUUUAUUGGAAAAUGGAGCAUGUAUAGCUAAGAAGAAGACAAGAAUUGCACGGAAGACCCUUGAUCCUUUGUACCAACAGACACUGGUUUUUGAUGAAAGUCCGCAGGGUAAAGUCCUUCAGGUAAUAGUUUGGGGAGACUACGGCCGAAUGGACCACAAAUGCUUCAUGGGAGUCGCCCAGAUCCUUCUGGAGGAACUGGAUCUGUCCAGUGUGGUAAUAGGCUGGUACAAAUUAUUUCCACCUUCAUCACUAGUGGAUCCAACCUUGACUCCCCUGACACGCAGGGCUUCCCAGUCGUCUCUGGAAAGUUCAACUGGGCCUCCCUGCAUUAGAUCGUAGUAGCAGGUGCUGUCUGAUAAAAUCGCCACCCCGGAUAACAAUUGGAACCAGAUAUUCACAUGAUCAAAAAACACUGUUGGAGAGAGACAAUCACUUCUGUUUUUGCUUGUAGUAGUUAUCUAAAAAUAUGUCUGUCUGUCGAGAGAUGGCUUAAAUUGACAGAACAAAGGUGUAUCGCAUAUGGCCAAUCUAUUAGCGGCUAUCACCGAUGCUUAUCACAAUCCAAAAAAAGAAAAAAAAAAGAGAG
Messenger RNA from Opisthocomus hoazin, 5170 nucleotides. Lineage: Eukaryota; Metazoa; Chordata; Aves; Opisthocomiformes; Opisthocomidae. The record is from RefSeq and is a predicted model, not a curated record.